Messenger RNA from Dermacentor silvarum, 594 nucleotides. Its product is annotated as papilin-like. NCBI's taxonomy places the organism in Eukaryota, Metazoa, Arthropoda, Arachnida, Ixodida, Ixodidae. The record is from RefSeq and is a predicted model, not a curated record. The coding region runs from base 104 to 466 and encodes 120 amino acids. The transcript has 3 exons. Gene Ontology annotation, molecular function: serine-type endopeptidase inhibitor activity.
AACGCUGACAAAGGCAAAACUAUGCCUCAAGCUACCCAUCGAAGGCCCGUGCGGACCAGUAUAUGUCUCUUGGUACUAUGAUUACGGCAGCCACCAAUGCAAAAUGUUCAACCGUACCAUUUGCGGCGGCGGCGCCAACGAUUUUGUGACAGAAGAGAGGUGCCAGGCCAUUUGCCUACGAAAGCACAGACCAUUGUGCAGCUUGCAGCCAAAGCCUGGAAAGUGCCUGGUUGUCAAACUACGCUGGUACUUUGACGACUCCAGUAACAGCUGUCGCGAAUUCGCAAAUGAUCGUUGUGGCACAAAUGACAAUGCAUUUGUAUCGAUGCGAAAAUGUAUGGAAAGAUGCAGCUAUAUGAAAGCUGCGACGGGAUCCAUAACUAUCCAGCACACUACACAGAAUCAGCGGCCAACACAGAAUAAAACUGGCGAAUCUGGCCUCGCAAACCUCAUACUUACUUCAUGAUUCGUAAGCUUGGAAAGCUUGUGCGAAUCAGAAAACUUGUCUGGAAGAACCGGAUUCUUAGAAUGUAUGACUGCAAGACUGUCCCCAAUAUAAAAAGCUUUCAUUUUAAAGACUUACCUCAUGAAAAA